AAACCAAAGUAGAAGGAAAAAAAAGAGGGUUUAGGGGAGGUUUUAACCUAACUUUUAUAUCUUUCCCCCUUCCUUUCUCUCUCUCUCUCUUCUCCUUCCUCCUACCGCCACCAUUCUUUUACCAUCGCCGCCAUGACUCUGCUCGACCUAAUCAUUGAAGCUUCAACCAACCCACAAACAAACAACGAACCUCUCAACUAUCCAAUUACUCUCAGCUCAAAACCCAUCUUCUCAAAUCUAAAACCCAUCUCUGAAAACCAUUUCUCUGCUCUUCAACCUCUCAAUGGCUUUCAAAUCUCAGAAUCUGAUGCAAAACUCAUUGAUUUCAGCUCCAACUUCUUCACCAAACUUAAGCGUAAGCUCAAAUCUCCUCACUCUUUCUCCUCCUCAUCUUUCAUGGAAAUGCUCAACUCUUUUCUUGAAAAAAUUGGGGAAAUUAAAUUUGGAAGUUUAGACGGUUUGAUAUCUAAAGAUGAAGUUGAUAUUGAAGCUCAUACUUGUAAAUUACUUCAAAAGUUGGGGUCUUUUGUUGGGAAUGAUGUGUUGGGGUUGGUGAUUGAGGGUUGUUUUUUAUUGGGUGAUUGGAAAAUUUUGGAAACCCUAAUUGUUAACAAUCUUGUGAUUGAUCAUAUGCUUCGUUCUGAUUUGUUGUAUAAUUUGGUUUGUAAGGGUAGGCCUGAUUUGUUAUGUUUGUGUAUGAGGCAUUUUACUGAUGUAGAAUCAUCUGAUUUGGGUAGAAUUUUUAAGUGUUUUUUGUCACCUUCAAAAGAUGGUUGUUUGAAUAUGGUUGUUGUUAGGAAUGAGUGGGAGAGUGAAGCAACAGCUGCAAUUGAGAAAUUGAGUGAUAAGAUGUUGAGUGGGAAGAAAUUUGAGUUAGCAAAGGAGGCAGCAUUGUUGCUUAUGAUUGCCUAUGAUGGUUUCUCGUCUGCAGAGUUGUGUUUACACUUUUUGUUGUCGUGUUCGGAUGUUGAUGAAGUAGUGUUUUCGAGUGCAUUGAGUAAGCUCAACGCCGAGGAAAUGUUGGGUUUUAUUAGGUAUUUGAGGAAGUGGUUGAGCAAGUAUGAGAGGUUUCCUCAGGUUGGUCCAUGUCCUAAGGCCGCGACUACAUUGGGAUUGAUCAUGUGUCAAUGGGUGCCAAGGCUGGAAGAUGUUGUGAAGUCUCUUGGUUUUGUUGUGGAUGAGCAUUUUUCUUCAUUGGUUUUGCAUUCGGAGUUUAAUGAGGAGUUCAAAGCGAUUGAAUCGGUAGUGAAUUCUUUGGUUUCUGAAGGCAGAUUGUGUUGCUCCGUGGCAAAUUUGAUUGGGGUUUUGAAACCAGAGGUUAGAGGUGCGUAGCAUGGAUAACUGACUUUCUUGUUCUUCUUUUUUGUAGUUUGUUCUCAAUAGAAUGUCUAUUUUAUGUUAUAAAUCAAUGCAAUGUUAAGAGAAUAGAGAAAAGAUAUUGUUUGAGAAUUUUGUCAGAUGUUGAGUAAGAUUUUCCUAUUACCAUAUGUGAUGACUCCUUGAUAACUUUUGUUAA
Messenger RNA from Beta vulgaris subsp. vulgaris (sugar beet), 1516 nucleotides. RefSeq lists its product as hypothetical. NCBI's taxonomy places the organism in Eukaryota, Viridiplantae, Streptophyta, Magnoliopsida, Caryophyllales, Amaranthaceae. The record is from RefSeq and is a predicted model, not a curated record. The transcript has a single exon. The coding region runs from base 133 to 1332 and encodes 399 amino acids.